Messenger RNA from Candidozyma haemuli, 1749 nucleotides. RefSeq lists its product as uncharacterized. The coding region runs from base 1 to 1749 and encodes 582 amino acids. The transcript has a single exon. Lineage: Eukaryota; Fungi; Ascomycota; Pichiomycetes; Serinales; Metschnikowiaceae. Gene Ontology annotation, cellular component: endoplasmic reticulum. Gene Ontology annotation, molecular function: protein-folding chaperone binding; misfolded protein binding. The record is from RefSeq and is a predicted model, not a curated record.
AUGGCUUCAACCCACUAUUCUGUUCUAGGGGUGUCUCCCGCAGCAAGUCAAGACGAAAUAAAACGGCAGUUCAAAAAGCUCGCUGUUAAAUACCACCCAGAUAAGACUGAUGAUGCUAAACAUCACGAAAUGUUCCUACGAAUCAGAAAAGCUUACGAAAUCUUGAUUGAUGAUGUUAGCCGAAGAGACUACGAUGUACAGAAUGGCAUUUCAGUGGCAAAGGCUUCACUGUCGUCACAUACAGACUCCUAUAAUAAUAACUUUAGAUCCCAUCAUGGCUUUUCCUAUUACUCCCCUGGAACCUCAUAUGGGGGUGGCGCUACAUCAUACUACAGCUUUUUCCAGCAUAAUUAUCGUGCUUACACAGAUGCAGCCAAAAAUCAUUUUGAAAGCCAUGAAAGACCGAGUAGAAACGAUGACGACGAUGCUGCUACGGCAGCAGCCAAGCUAGCGCAAAAGAAGAUGAAAGAGGAUAUGGAGAGGAGACGGCAAGACCAGAUGUACGAAGCUCAAAGACAGAGACAGGAGCUCGAGAGGCGUCAAAGGGAGAGAAAGAUGCGAGAACAGAUGGAGCAGCAGCUACGAGAGCAAAGGGAGAGAGUUAGAGAGCAUCAACAGAGGACGCGAGACGAGGAAAGCUACAUUCGCAGCAAAGUGAAUGCUCAGCGGCGCCAAUGGGACAACUUUUAUGAGAUAAGUGAAAGUGACGAGGAGGUUUAUGAGGAUGGCCAACAAUUCUCACAGGGAGGAGCUGAAGAUGAACCCAUUGUGGUUGAAGAUGAAGCUGACUCGUCAGAUAACUUUGAAGACUGCCAUGCCUCGCCUCCUGACGGAAAUGGCCAUGGUGACAGUACUUUGAAUGGGAGUGAUACAAAGGUGAAAAGGGAGCAAGGCUUACACACCCCUCUGGCCGAACCAGAAGUAGUUGAAGUUCGGUCCAACGAUGGUGAAAGCAGCCGAAGCCAGGAUAAGGGAUUUUCAAAUGGACCAGCGAGCCCAAAAAGACCCUUGGCGGAAGACCAACACGGUGAAGAGUUCACAGCACAUAAAAAGCACGCAAGGAAUAUCGACAUGUCUGACUUGCGCCUGUCAUUGGGUACUUCAAUUGAUGAUACAAACUUCAAGGACAUGCUUGACUCUCUUCCGAGAUCUUUUGGGACCUCCACCAGUCAAUCUACGAACGGACCGCCAAGUCCUGGAAAAACCAGAAAGUCGAGCAACUCGGUUCAUAAGGUUCCUAACAAGCGCACGAAAUUUGGAACCUAUUCCAAUCCUGACGGAUUCAGUGAUGGUAGAGCCAGGGCCGAAACGCUUCAUACUCCUGUGAACAAAGCACCAAGUCGACGCAACAAUUCUAUUACAGUCACUGAUCUUUCACCCGAUUUUGAUGAAAGAAGACUCAUGUUCACUGCAGAGCCACCCACCGUCCACGUCACACCAGAUCUCACAACAGAACAGUGGCUUCGAUAUGCCUCAGGCAUCCACGAAUACGAGCGUGGGUUUGCUGCCUUCCGCAGUGCUGUCUUUGAACACCAGAAUCUCAGAUUCCAGAAGGACGAGAGGCAUCACGAUACGAUUUAUGACGAUACAUCCUGUUUGGAUGCAUUUCUGAACAGCUUAUUCAACGACAUGCUUAUUCUCCAGAACUACGGACGAGCUCUACAGGAAUUUCGGAGCGUGGUGAAGACGUUUCGAAAGAAUUGUGAGCUCAAACGCGAGAUCGAAACUCGAGAAAACACCCGUAUAUAG